Molecule: messenger RNA, 1485 nt
Organism: Saccostrea echinata
Lineage: Eukaryota; Metazoa; Mollusca; Bivalvia; Ostreida; Ostreidae
Exons: 6
Coding region: 1-1485 (494 amino acids)
Source: RefSeq, a predicted model, not a curated record
AUGGAUAAUUUUCAAGAUUUUGAUAUGGAAAGUGCUACACUUACACCAAUGAAUAGUACAGUACCUAACGACAUUUCUGUAUUUGGAAAUGAGGGCAUAAUUAAUGUACCUCAUAUUUCAGAAAAACCUGUAAGAGUGUACGAAAUGGAAAGUGGUGAGGAAAUGGCAUUUCCUUGGCUCUUCCCAUGUGAAGAUGACAAUUUCAUGGGACAAGUCUUAGAGAAUCAUAUUCCUUCUAAUGAUAGUAUUGCUGGAGGGUUAACAAACUUGUUGAUGGUGUCUGUUGGAGCAAGAUUUAUGCUUAUGAGGAAUAUUAAAACUGAAAAUGGUUUGGUUAAUGGAGCUAUUGGAACAAUUGUGAAUAUUACUUUUACAAAUGACAAAGAUAAGCCAUCAUGUAUAUAUGUGAAGUUUGAUGAUCCUAAAAUUGGAAGAUCUCAGGAAUCAUUAGACGAAACAGUGACAGUAACCUUAAAGGUUUUAAAGAAAUCAAAAGAACUUCAAUCCUAUUUCAACAAAUCGUCAAACAAGACCAUGCAUUUUUUUAACAUAAUUGGUGGAAAAGGCACUGAAGUUUACAAAAUCAGAAUAUAUCAAAAAGCAAGGUUUGACAUGAUCAAGGAGGGGAUGACCUUUAAAUUUCAAAAUGCACUGAAGAAAACGAGCACUGAUUUGUGGAUAACUUCGAAAAGUGUUAUUGCAUAUGCAGCUUCAGUUGAAACCAGUCAAGAAGUAGAUAUACCAACUCUACCUGAAAAUUCUCCAGCACAAGGAGAGCCAAAACCACUUAAGGAUGCACUGCAAUCACCAGACAAAUCACAAGUUACUGGAAAGAUAUUCAAGGUUUCACCAUUGAAGUAUCGGCAAGAAGGUAGUUUAGCUGUGAAAUCAAUUAUGAUAAAAGACAGCACCAGUGUGGCCAAAGUUUGCUUAUUUAACAAGAAUGUCUUGAGUCCAUUUAAUGUUGGGGACACAGUAAAAGUCACAAAUGUUUAUCCCAAAGUGUUUCAAACACGAAAACAGCUAACCACUUGCCCAACAUCUUCCUGUGAGUUUGUUGCUGACAACAAUGUACAAUUAGGUGAAGAAGAUAUGGAUUGUGCAAACUUAGAUCCAGAUUUCUCAGAAGAACUUGAAAAUACUAUGCCUGAAGAAAUUGUUCUUACUGACUUCACUGAUGUAGAUGUUUACAUCUGUUGUGACAAUGCAGCUUGUAGACAGAAAAAAUAUGUAGACAGAGAGUGCCCAGUAUGCAAACGGACCAGCAGUAUUAAGAAAACAUUUAGAGUAACAUUCCUCUUCAAAAAAGGAGAAAAACAAGAUCUGAAGACAACCGUUUUUAAAAGCAUGCUUGAUAAUAUUUUACAAGAGGAGCUGAAAGUUGAUACUAAAGAGGAACUCAUUCAUAUGUUGAUUUCGAGGCUGCCAAUCAGAUUCAAAUCUUGCAUCAGUGCAAACAACACCUUUUACAAUAUCACAAAGUGA